Molecule: messenger RNA, 2597 nt
Organism: Lynx canadensis (Canada lynx)
Lineage: Eukaryota; Metazoa; Chordata; Mammalia; Carnivora; Felidae
Product: protocadherin alpha-10-like
Biological process (GO): homophilic cell-cell adhesion
Cellular component (GO): plasma membrane
Molecular function (GO): calcium ion binding
Source: RefSeq, a predicted model, not a curated record
UGUAAGAAAUCGAAUAGGAAAAUUCAGACAGCAGUUGUUCUAGACCGCUGAUUCAUCAAUUUGUAAAUCGGCAGAAAGGUAUGAUGUUGGUCUACAGACCCAGGGGGCCAAGAGACUGGCGCCUGCUUCUCUUGCUUCUGCUCGCCGCAGCCUGGAAGGCGGGGAGCGGUCAGGUCCACUACUCGGUCCUGGAGGAAGCCAAACACGGCACCUUCGUGGGCCGCAUCGCGCAGGACCUGGGGCUGGAGCUGGCGGAGCUGAUGCCGCGGUUUUUCCGAGUGGAGUCCAAAGGUCGCGGGGAUCUUCUGGAGGUAAAUCUGCAGAAUGGUAUUUUGUUUGUGAAUGCUCGGAUCGACCGGGAGGAGUUGUGCGGGCGGAACGCAGAGUGUAGCAUCCACCUGGAGGUGAUCGUGGACAGGCCGCUGCAGGUUUUCCAUGUGGAGGUGGAGGUGAAGGACAUUAACGACAACCCACCAGUCUUCUCCGUCUCAGAACAAAAGCUUUCAAUACCCGAAUCUCGACUGCUUGACUCUCGAUUUCCGCUAGAAGGCGCAUCUGAUGCGGAUGUUGGAGAGAAUGCAGUGCUUACUUACAGACUCAGUCCAAAUGAGUUUUUCAUUCUUGAUAUUAUAAACAAAAAAGACAAAGGCAAAUUUCCAGUGCUUGUUCUAGGAAAAAUGCUGGAUCGUGAAGAAAAUCCUCAGCUUCAGUUAUUAUUAACGGCAACCGAUGGAGGCAAACCCGAAUAUACUGGAUCUGUUACUCUGCUGAUCUUGGUGUUGGAUGCCAAUGAUAAUGCGCCUAUGUGUGACCGAUCCGUUUAUGAAGUUAAAAUGUAUGAAAAUUCAGCGAACCAAACGUUAGUAAUAUGGCUGAAUGCGUCUGAUGCGGAUGAAGGAAUAAACAAAGAAAUGAUAUAUUCAUUUAGUGCUUUGGUUCCAUCCAGCGUAAGAAGGAAAUUUCUAAUGAAUGAAAAAACGGGAGAAAUACGAAUAAAUGAUGCUAUUGACUUUGAGGAUAGUAACACUUAUGAAAUUCAUGUAGAUGUGACAGAUACAGGAAACCCACCUAUGGUUGGUCACUGCACUGUCUUAGUGGAAAUUCUGGAUGAAAAUGAUAAUUCACCUGAGGUGGUUAUCACUUCUUUGGCUCUUCCGGUACAAGAAGAUGCUCAGGUAGGCACUGUCAUCGCCCUGAUCAGCGUGUCUGACCGAGAUUCUGGAGCUAAUGGCCAGGUGACCUGCACACUGUCGCCCCAUGUCCCCUUCAAGCUGGUGUCCACCUUCAAGAAUUACUAUUCGCUGGUGCUGGACAGCGCCCUGGACCGCGAGAGCGUGUCGGACUAUGCUCUAGUAGUGACAGCACGGGACGGGGGCUCGCCUUCGCUGUCGGCCACGGCCAGCGUGUCCGUGGAAGUGGCCGACGUGAACGACAACGCGCCGGCAUUCGCGCAGGCCGAGUACACGGUGUUCGUGAAGGAGAACAACCCUCCCGGCUGCCACAUCUUCACGGUUUCCGCGCGGGACGCGGACGCGCAGGAGAACGCGCUGGUGUCCUACUCGCUGGUGGAGCGGCGGGUGGGCGAGCGUGCGCUGUCGAGCUACGUGUCGGUGCACGCGGAGAGCGGCAAGGUGUACGCGCUGCAGCCGCUGGACCACGAGGAGCUGGAGCUGCUGCAGUUCCAAGUGAGCGCGCGCGACGCGGGCGUGCCCUCGCUGGGCAGCAACGUGACGCUGCAGGUGUUCGUGCUGGACGAGAACGACAACGCGCCCGCGCUGCUGCCGCUGCCUGGGGCGGGCGGCGCGGGCGGCGCCGUGAGCGAGCUGGUGUGGCGGUCGGUGGGCGCGGGCCACGUGGUGGCGAAGGUGCGCGCGGUGGACGCGGACUCGGGCUACAACGCGUGGCUGUCGUACGAGCUGCAGCCGGCGGCGGGUGGCGCGCGCAGCCCGUUCCGCGUGGCGCUGUACACGGGCGAGAUCAGCACGACGCGCAGCCUGGACGAGGCGGACUCGCCGCGCCAGCGCCUGCUGGUGCUGGUGAGGGACCACGGCGAGCCGGCGCUGACGGCCACGGCCACCGUGCUGCUGUCGCUGGUGGAGAGCGGCCAGGCGCCCAAGGCCUCGUCGCGGGUGUUGGCGGGCGCCGCUGGCGCGGAGACGGCGCUGGUGGAUGUCAACGUGUACCUGAUCAUCGCCAUCUGCGCGGUGUCCAGCCUGCUGGUGCUCACGCUGCUGCUGUACGUGGCGCUGCGGUGCUCGGCGCCGCCCAGCGAGGGCGCGUGCGGGCCGGGGAAGCCCACGCUGGUGUGUUCCAGCGCGGUGGGGAGCUGGUCGUACUCGCAGCAGAGGCGGCAGAGGGUGUGCUCUGGGGAGGGUCCGCCCAAGACCGACCUCAUGGCUUUUAGUCCCAGCCUUACCCCGUGUCCAGUACCAGAUGUGCAAAGGGAAGAACAGUCUAGUGGAGAGGACUACUCAAGGAAGGAACACCAGAAAAGACAAUUGUGGCAGGAGUUUAAGCAUGGCAUUGCCUUCAGUGUUAAUACUUCCUAUGGCCAGUCUCUAACUCUCAGAGAUUACAAACGAAAGGUCUUAUACUAA